This is a messenger RNA of Phytophthora sojae, 2250 nucleotides long. RefSeq lists its product as hypothetical. Gene Ontology annotation, biological process: rRNA processing. Bases 1 to 2250 code for a protein of 749 amino acids. The transcript is spliced from 2 exons. Gene Ontology annotation, cellular component: nucleus. The record is from RefSeq and is a predicted model, not a curated record. Gene Ontology annotation, molecular function: nucleic acid binding; RNA helicase activity; ATP binding. Lineage: Eukaryota; Oomycota; Peronosporomycetes; Peronosporales; Peronosporaceae.
AUGGCCUCGCGCGCGUUCCGCCAGGCCCACAGCCGGCCGAAUGCCGCUCCCGUGCAGGACGAGGAGGCCGCAGCCGCGUCCGCCGCCGCCAAGCUCAAGCAGAACGAGCGCGAGCGCCUGGAGAUCGAGCGUCUGGAGGCGCGCAUCGCCGAGCAGACGCCGGCGCGCGGCUCGCAGCUCGGCGAGGCCGCCAGCUUCGACUUGUUCCCGCUGUCAGAGGCCUCGCGCCGCGGACUGCGCACCUGUGGCUUCACGGCGCCCACCAAGAUCCAAGUGGGCGCGCUGCCGCACGCGCUGGCGGGGCGUGACGUGCUCGCAGCGGCCAAGACCGGCUCUGGUAAGACGCUGGCCUUCCUGCUGCCGGUGCUGGAGAAGCUCUUCCGCCUCCGCUGGAGCGUGGAGGACGGACUCGGAGCGCUCGUGAUCUCGCCCACGCGCGAGCUGGCGCUGCAGAUCUUCGAGGUGCUGCGCAACGUCGGCAAGGCGCACGCGUUCUCUGCCGGUCUGGUCAUUGGCGGCAAGAACUUCCGUGAGGAGCAGAUCCGCCUUAUUCGCAUGAACCUGCUCAUCUGUACGCCCGGCCGACUGCUGCAGCACAUGGAGCAGACGCCGGCCUUCGACGCCAGCAACCUGCAGGUGCUGGUGCUGGACGAAGCUGACAGGAUUCUGGACCUGGGUUUCCAGAAGCAGUUGACGAGCAUCCUGGAGCACCUGCCGCCCGCUGGAGAGCGCCAGACGAUGCUGUUCUCGGCCACGCAGACCAAGUCCGUGAAGGAUCUGGCCGCGCUCAGUCUGCGCGAGCCCGAGUACGUGGCUGUCCACGAGCACUCGGCGAACGCGACGCCCAAGGGACUAUCGCAGAGCUACGUGGUGACGCCGCUGGAGCGGAAGCUGGACGUGCUGCUGUCAUUCAUCAAGUCGCACCUGAAGCAGAAGACGAUCGUGUUUUUGUCCACGUGCCGUCAAGUGCGCUUCGUGCACAGCGUCUUCUGUAAGCUGCAGCCGGGUAUCCCGCUUUGCGCGCUGCACGGCAAGUACAAGCAGGGUAAGCGUGUCGAGGUGUACUACGAGUUCCUGAACAAACCCGCCGCGGUCCUGUUCGCUACGGAUAUUGCGGCGCGUGGUCUGGAUUUCCCUCAGGUCGACUGGGUGUUGCAGCUGGACUGCCCCGAAGACUCGGCUAACUACAUUCACCGUGUGGGUCGUACGGCUCGUUACAACAAGCAGGGUAAGGCCCUCAUGUGCCUUGUCCCGUCGGAGGUGGAUGGUAUGAUGAAGCGUCUCGAGGAUGCCAAGGUGCCGAUCCGCGAGACGAAGCUGAACCCCGCCAAGACUACGAGCUGCCGCCAGAAGGUGGCGUCCGUCGUGGCUAGCGACAAGGAGAUCAAGUCGCUGGCACAGAAGGCUUUCAUGUCGUACGUGCGUUCGGUGUACCUGCAGCCGGAUCGCGAGGUGUUCGACGCUACCGCUCUGCCUCUGGAUGCGUACGCCGAAUCUCUUGGACUCCCUGGUGCCCCGCGCAUGCCCUUCUUGUCAAAGAUGAAGGCUGAGCACGAGAAUGGAGGCAACGAGGCUCUGCGUGAGGAGCUUCGUGGCAAGAAGAACGAGGAGGCGAAGAAGAAGCUGGAGAAGAAGCAGGAGGAGGAAUCCGAAGAGGAGGAAGAGGAGGAGGAAGACUCGCUCAUGGUUGUCAAGCGUGUGCACAACUGGGACGAAGACGAGGAGCUCGACCUGGACGCGCUUGGCCCCAGCAAGAAGAAGCAAAAGAAGCUGCGCGUGGACCGCGAGGCCAUCAACGCUUCCAAGGUCGUGUUCGACGAGGAGGGCAACAGUACCAAGAUGGCGGACCGCCUCGCGGCUCGCAACACCGGCGACAGCGAGUUCGCCGACGUGGAGAAGCACGCCAAGAGCUACACGGAGCAGGUGGCCGCUCGUCUCGCCGCCAAGGACGAGGAGGACCGUCGUCUCGAGAAGGAGCGUGUGCGUGCCAAGCACCACAAGAAGCGCAUGAAGAUCAAGGGCGAGCGCGACGACGAAAGCGACGACGAAGGCGCGCGCCUUGUGGUCGGCUCCGACGACGACGAGGACAUGAGCGGCAGUGGCAGCGAGAGCGGCAGCGACGACGAGGAGGAGGAGGCCAGCAGCAGCGAAGACGAAGAGGACGACGUGAGUGACAAGAAGAGGAAGGUCGAUCGCAACGCCGUGGCCAGCCAGGAAGAGAUGGCCUUGCGCAUGCUGCAGCGCCGGUAG